Hypoxylon trugodes is the source of this 4122-nucleotide messenger RNA. RefSeq lists its product as uncharacterized. The record is from RefSeq and is a predicted model, not a curated record. NCBI's taxonomy places the organism in Eukaryota, Fungi, Ascomycota, Sordariomycetes, Xylariales, Hypoxylaceae. The coding region runs from base 158 to 3955 and encodes 1265 amino acids. Gene Ontology annotation, cellular component: intracellular membrane-bounded organelle; membrane. Gene Ontology annotation, molecular function: heme binding. The transcript is spliced from 13 exons.
GACGUUUUUCUACAUACGAUGGCGAUGACCCUUGUGUUCAGACCCCCUGCAUUUAGACGCCACUUUCAGGGCAAUCACAUUUUCUAACAGCUUAGCUUAUUCAUUUCUUGUUCUUGAAAAAUCUUCUCCAGCUUGAUUUUCUCGAUUCAUCAUAGCCAUGUCAUCGUCCUCUUCAUCGUCCUCUUCGUCGUCUCAGGAUCCCCUCGAGCUGCCGCCAAUACCACAUGUACUGCCUAACACGGUCCCCGGCUAUUAUGACCCCGAGGUAUUUCCCGACGAACCCGUACGGCCCGAUCCUCAGAGACCUUUAUCGCCCUAUAGUCAGAAAUAUGGAAUCUCAGAUAUCCCUUUCUGGCGUCGAUAUCAUCCCGACGGCCAAGCCCAUUCUAGUUUAGCUCCGCUAUACCCGGACGACCGUACUAUCGCUCUCCCCCCAACCGGUGCUCAUCGCAGCGAAAGGGUACGUCCCCUUGACGAACUACCCCAGCCAACAAACCAAGGCCUGGAUGAACUCUUCUAUAGCGAAAUGGGACAGAAGUCUGGGAUCCUUCCCGGCUUUAAAACUUGGCAAACACCCGCUUUUGACCUGGACCUAUAUGAUAAGCCUCCGACUUUAUCAAAUACAUGGGGCCAUGGUAAAUUGUACGAAAUAUAUAGAUGGGACGAGUGGCUAGACUACACUAAAAAGUUUGUGAAAGUAGACGAGUCAAAAUGGCUUCCCUGUUUUCAGAAAGAUCGUUGGUUCGACUUAAGAACAAAUCCUUUAAAUUCCCUGAUAAACCCGGUCCCAGGAUUCGCCGAAAGCAAUCCCAUGACGUGGAGCGUCGACAAUGAGAUGAUAUGGGAUAUUGUAAAAAUCCAGCUAGAAGUCGUCAAUCGUAUUCUUCUUAGAUUAAUACACACGCAGAGUGAAUGGCUUGAUGCACUACUAUUCGGCGAACGAAUAUAUUUGCGUAACGAACCUCGCUUCCAACAAUGGGGUGACGACGUGGCAAAGAAGAUAUGGAGAUUCCGGUCUCGCCCAUUAGAGGAGAGAGCAAAGGGACCGGAGCUCCUAAAUGAGGUUCGUUUUCGUUCUUACGAUAUAUACUGCUCCUUCUUCGACGAAACACAAAUGUCUCGGGAGGAAGACACGCUCGGAGUAACGAGACCGAAUUUGCCGGGGUUCGACGAUCACGUCAAAAUGCUGCAUGUAGAAGUAGCCCACAAUUACCGCCCCUUGCUUGAACUUCACGCAACGCCCGCAGAUAGAACCCGUGCCAUGUGGGUGUGCAUUGAAACGAUCAUACACGAGUUCGGCCAUGCCGUAAACGACUUGAGGAGCCUCAGGGUUUUCCCCGAUAAAGGCAACCCUUACUUUAUGAACGAGCCAUUUUAUAAUGAUGAGUGGAUACCCGAGCUUGGCGCGUCAUUUGGUAAUACUGUGUGGAACGGUUUUGGAAGAUGGUAUCCCUCAAAUAAUACCGGGUUUUUAAGGGGAGGGAGAAAGACCGGUCUUUUAACACACUCUACCGUAACGAACUAUCCUACUGUUGUAGGAUAUCACCACGCUAGUUUGGAGCACGAUCCCGAGGGGUUGGAGAAGGCGAGCCGGUAUACGCCGGAGUAUCUAGUCCCUACGAUCUGGAUGUCGUCGCUGCUCUGUGAGAAAUUCUGGGCCGAGGUUGUGAACAAGCAUGGAACCACUGCGUUCUUGAUGCCCCGGCUUAUAAUCAUUCCUCAAGUUGCUCCAGGGAUUUCAGGGUAUGCAGACGCCCGCGUAAUGGAGACACCAGAAAUCCACGUUCCCGAAUCUACCGAGUCGUUGAAGCAGGUAGCCCGCCAAUUUGUAGAAAGAAGUCAACUAUGGCAAUCAAUGAGGCAGCCGUGGUACCAGAGGGAAUAUAAAAAUUGGAAGCAACUCCCAUGGUCGAAUAUGUGGACCAGGAACUGUAUAGAUCAAUUCUCUUACUUUCACGCUCAACGGGACCUAUACAAUUGCCGAGAAGUGGCAUACCGGAUGUGGGGACAUGUAGACGCCUUUGACAACCGGCCGGGCGAACCCCGAGACCCGGUAAUGGUGCUCCAGAGGUCUAUAUUCGAACUUAUGAUGAUUUCCAUGCCUAUUACACCAGAUUUCGGGCAUCAGGAGUACGUAUCAAAAAUGACGAGAUAUUAUUCCCACUGGCCGAGCCUUGAGGCGAGAGCACCGUUUAACGCGCGUCGCGGCAUCGAUCCCAAUGAGGAUAGAGCCCUUGGCCCAUCAAAUAGUGGGGAGGAUCAUGAUUUAUAUCGAUCCCUCCCAUACCCUUUUAAAAACUAUGGUGACUACUUAGACACUACCCGGGAGGCCCUCAUAUGCCACGAAUUCGAAACUGGCGGUCCACGUACUUGGUUGGAGCCUGUGAUACACUGUCUCGUUGAGCUAACGAGGGAGCGAGAGCAAGAUAUGAGGCUGAAUACUUGGGCUAGCUUCACGUUCACAGUUCCACCCUACGAACCGGGCUGGGUUUUCGCCGGAGAAAAGGAGCAGAGCCUUUCCGUAAACGGACACGCGAGAUAUCAGGCUAUCGUCCCUUGGCAAGAAGGACUACCCUACUGGCCGGAUGACCCUGAAUCAGCAGGGGAUGUCGGUCAACUCGCCAAGGACCUCAAGAUGGUAGAUAUCAGCGAUGAGGAGGAACCCCAUACUACAUAUUAUCAUAUUGGCACCGUGGCAAAUCACAGGAGCCUUCAUGACGCAUGGAUAGUACAGCAGGACAAUGAAAAUGGCAUAGGGUUCGACGUUUUUGAUAUCACAGACGUGUUACAAAAGCUUGGGGCUAAGGGAGAACACUAUCGUGAAUGUGUAGAAAUUGGGCCUUACGGUCCAACAUUGCGGGACGGGGCAGCCGCGGCGGGUGUGGUCCGCAGCCACCUACAACUCAACAACAUUCAACCAAUUGGCAAGUUAAUACUACUUCGGCGUGCAGAGGAGGUCGCGGAGUGUAAUGGUAAAGAUGGACGGUUGUCUUGGACCACAUGGGGUACUCGCAUUUAUAAUAUAACAAACUUUACCCCUGAAUCCCCGAAUGAGCGCAAAGCGCUCAGGGAAAGUGCUGGCCGACCGUUAUCCGGACCCCUACAACGGAUGUCGAAUAUGUCCAGACUCUUAGCGCGCCUUGAACCAUUUACCGUCGCGCGUCUCGAAACACCACCUCCACAAGGACGAACGAUGAGGCCAUUCACGCCGCGAAUACUUCGAUGGUACGAUAAUCCCAGCCUUGGGCUCUACAUGGCCGUGGACAACAAAGUUUUCGACGUCUCGAACUACAUGUUAUUUCAUCCGGGUGGCACCCAACUCCUUCGUGGGUGCCUUGGGCGUAACGCUAGCACGGAAUUCGAACAAUAUCACAACUUUGACUUACUCCAAUCUUACGAGCACCUACAAGUGGGUCAUCUCGUCCCAGAAAUUGAGAUGGAGCAGAUGUCGUCGCAUCAUGUCUUAGUCCACCAAUGGAUAUUUGAUAUAUCUAGUCUUCAAAACGAUAACCCUUAUAUCUAUGAUAUCCUUAUUCAAUGUACUGCCAAAGAUACGAAUACAUUUAUAAGAGGUAUAGAUAAACCUAUAGGAGGUACGAAAGCUGCGGGUGAGUAUGCGAAUGCCCUAGGUAUAUUAUAUAACCAGUAUAAGCCCCUUAUUGUUGCAGGGUUGGCUCCGGAUGUACCGCUUAUCCCUCAGGGCGAAUUCAUUAAGCACAAUAACCCCUCGAAGACAGCAGGAGCUUUCAUCCUUAUUGGUGGUGAAUGGGUCUACAAUGUUACACAUAUCAUGCGGCACCCGGGCUACUUUGAACAUAAAAUAGAUCGUUUCUUGGCAGGCAAAGAGCUGAAGGAUCCAGCUAUAGCCAGUUGGCUAGAACAAAACUUCAAAGCUCGUUGCGUAGGAAAACUUAGUCCAGGGCCAGCGUGGACCUUCCCAGACCGAGUUGAUUGAGAAAACGACAAUUCAGAAUGAGAGGGUUUAGGUCUUUCAAGCCGGAAUUAUUAAUGGCAGGGCUUGUGUAUGUCGGGAUGUUGCUAAUUUUAAGACUGGGUUUUGGAUGACAUUACAAGAUACUGGGAUGCGAUUCCAAGCCUCGAAAUUUUUUGAUAGACUACCUA